AUGGAUGCACUGGCGGGCAGCGUGUACAUAAAUGUCGUAAUUCUCGGCGCUGCUCGAUGGGUCAUAAAUAUUAUUGCUUCUGUCCUGGAUUACUCAAUCAAGAGCAUCGGCCGACGUCUGCUUCAUCUCGUUUCCGCCGGAUUCAUUGUUGUUAUCAUGGCAAUCAUAUUUGUUAUCUACGUAUUCACAUGUGCGCUUUCCAUUUUCACCCCUAACUGGCCAAAAAUUAACGCAUACAAGGCCGAAAUAGAAGCCGGUGGCACAGACUUUUUAUUAGUACUUGCUGCACCACUCGAGCAGUUCUUUAGAACGCCACCUUUUCUGGAGGAGAGUGAAUGCGAAGAAGAUCUUGACUUAAAAUUUCUACUAAAUUUCAAUUGCUGA
This is a messenger RNA of Gongylonema pulchrum, 384 nucleotides long. NCBI's taxonomy places the organism in Eukaryota, Metazoa, Nematoda, Chromadorea, Rhabditida, Gongylonematidae. The record is from the annotation of a GenBank genome assembly.